Adineta steineri is the source of this 3585-nucleotide messenger RNA. Lineage: Eukaryota; Metazoa; Rotifera; Eurotatoria; Adinetida; Adinetidae. The record is from the annotation of a GenBank genome assembly.
AUGUUAAAGAUAUACUUCUACAUUCUAAUCAUUCUUCAUGAAAUAACAAAUGGUGCAGAAAUAUUUUCUAAUCAACCAAAAUUACCUUCUUGUCCCCAAUGGAAUCCUCAUGGAAUUACAUUUUCAAAUGAAACAACAGUUGGAAUAGCUCCAUUAGAUAUUUUUAUCGAUAGAAACAAUACUGUCUAUGUAACUAAUGAAUAUAAUGGUGAAAUUCAAAUUUGGAAUGUGGAAGAUCUUAUUCCAAAAACAAUAAAAUUAGAUGAUUCAUUUAAACCUUGGGGACUUUUUGUUACAACUGAUGAAAAUAUCUAUGUCGGCAGUGACUCGAAAAAGAAUGUAGAAAAAUGGAUUCUGAAUGAAACAAGAGGUAGUUUUGUGAUGAGUACAUUUGAUUCUUGUCCUGGAAUGUUUAUUGAUAUUAAAAAUAAUAUUUAUUGUUCUUUGGGAGAGAGUCAUAAAGUCAUAAAACAAUCACUUGAUAAUAAUUCAAACAUCAUAUCAGUAGUUGCAGGGAAUGGUAGUAAAGGAUCUACUAAUAAUAUGUUAAAUCGACCUCGUGGAAUUUUUGUUACUAUUAAUUUUGAUUUAUAUGUUGCUGAUUGUUGGAAUGAUAGAAUUCAAUUAUUUAAAUUUGGACAAUUAAAUGGAAUAACAGUAACAGAGAGUAUUAGUACAUCAAGUUUCAAACUUUUAAAACCAACAAGUGUAUUCUUAGAUUCAGAUAAUUAUAUAUACAUUGUAGAUAAUGCACAUCAUCGUAUUAUUGGAUCAAGAUCAACUGGAUUUUAUUGUAUAGCUGGAUGUACAAAUAAACGUGGAUCAACAUCAACUCAUUUGGACUAUCCAUAUACAGCUGUUUUCGAUAAUUUUGGUAAUAUCUAUGUUACUGAUCAAGAUAACAAUCGAAUACAAAAAUUUCUUUUAAUUACAAAUAAUUCUAAUAGUUCACCCAUUAUUCAAUCAACCUAUUUCUCAACAUUAACUGAAAAUAGUCAAGUAUUUGUCCCGAGUGAAUGUGGAAAAUUAAAUUAUUAUUAUGAAACAAUCGAAGUGGAAGUUAUUGAAAAUGGUUGUUAUAAUCUUAUUAGUAAAAGUGGAAUUGAUACGUAUAGUUAUAUUUCUGAAGAUUAUUUCAAACCAGUUAUUCCAACUGAGAAUUCAUUCUUACAUAUUGGUCCAUUCUAUGCUAAUAAUCAAUUCAAACUUGAAACAUCUCUACUCAUCGAUACCAAAUAUAUAUUAGUUGUAACAACAUUAAAUCCAAAUAGAACAACAAACUUUUCAGUUAUUGCAACUGGACCAAAUCAAGUCAUUUUCAAUCGUAUUAAUGUAUCAUGGAGUAUACAAAAAAACUAUUCAUCCCAACUGCCUAUGAAUGAUCAGGUGUAUACACGUAGUGGUUGUCAACUGUUUAAUUAUUACUAUGAAGCUGUAAAAAUAAAUGUUAUUGAAAGUGGUUAUUAUAUCUUUAGUAGUAAUAGUAUUAUGAAUACAUAUGGAUUUAUUUAUGAAAAUAAUUUUAAUGUAUUUCAAUAUAGAAAAAAUUCAAUAUUAGAAGAUAAUGCCAAUGGUUGCAACAAUCAAUUUAAAAUUUCAAUUCAACUUCAGGCGAAUAUUACAUAUAUAUUUGUUGUAACAACUUCUUAUCCAAAUAUAACUGGAAAUUAUUCAUUACUUAUCUUUGGACCAAACAAUAUCACUUUCAAUCCCAUCUAUAAUCUUCCACAAGUUUUUCAAAGUCGAUACUCAUCAACAUUGACUCCAACUAGUCGAAAAUAUGCCCGAGAAAAAUGUCGAUUAGCGAAUUAUUAUUAUGAAGAGAUCGAAAUGAAUGUGAUAACGUCUGGUUCAUAUACUAUUACAAGCCAUAGUAAUAUUAACAUAAUUGGAUAUCUCUAUAAAGAUCGUUUUAAUCCAUGGAAUAUACUUGAAAAUUUAAUCAGUCAAAAUGAUGAAGGUUGUGAUAAUAAUCAAUUUCAAAUUAUUGUUGAUCUUAAUGCUAAUUCAACAUAUGUAUUAGUAGUAACAACAUAUUCUUCAAAUAUAACAGGAAAAUUCCUUAUCUCUGCAUCUGGUCCAAACAAGAUCAAUUUCAAUCUCAUUGAUGUUCAAUUAGUUUAUAGAUCAAUAUUAACAAAAGAUACUGAAACAUAUUCCCGAGUUUGUGGUCGAACAGGAUAUUAUUAUGAAACAAUAGAAAUGAAUGUCUCGAAUUCUCAUAUGUAUAGAUUUGAUAGUAAUAGUAGUAUUAUUCUAUAUGGUUAUAUUUAUGAAAAUAAUUUUAAUCGAUUUAAUCCAACUUUAAAUUUAAUAACACAAAGUAAUUAUAGUUGUGGUGGAUAUCAAUUUGAAUUAACAGCUUAUCUUCAUUUUAAUAUAACAUAUAUAUUAGUUCUAACAACAUUUCAUUCAAAUAUUCAAGGAUCAUUUCAAUUAAUUAUUUAUGGAUCAAAUAAUAUUACUCUUAAUCGUACUAUUUCUAAUCAUGUUGAUUGUAUUAUUGGAGAUCGAUGUAAUUCUUAUACAAAAGGUAUUGGUUUAACUUUAGAUGAUAUUUUACGUAAUGAAAUUCGACGUAAUAGAACAAUAAAUAAUCAAUCAUUUUUAAUAAAAAUGAGUGUUGCUUUGACAACAAUUAUAUUUGUUGGAGGUUUAAUAAAUAGUAUUCUUUCUUUAAUAACUUUUCAAAAUUUCGAAUUACGAAAAGUUGGUUGUGGAAUUUAUCUUUUAUCAUCAUCAAUAACUUCUCUUCUUACAAUAUCAAUGUUAACAAUGAAAUUUUGGUUUGUUAUUUUAACACAAAUAAAUUUCUCAUCAGUUAAUAAAUUAAUUCUUGAGAUUGGUUGUAUAUCUAUUGAACCAAUUCUUAAACUUGCCGUAUAUAUUGAUACAUGGUUAAAUGCUUGUGUAGCUGUUGAACGAGCUGUUCAUGUAUCUCAAGGAGUUAAAUUUAAUAAAAAUCAAAGUAGACGUAUUGCUCGACGAAUAAAUUUCAUCUUACCAUUAUUUGUUUUGAUUACAAUUAUUCAUGAACCUAUUCAUCGUCAUUUAUUAGAAUAUACAACUGAAAAAUAUACAUCACAACCACAAUAUUAUAAUUUAACAAUGAAUCAAACAAAUAAUACAGAUCAAUAUGAAAUGGAAUAUCAUAUUUUAUGUGUGGUUAAUUAUUCCACGUCCCUUCAACAUUAUAAUACAGCUAUUCUAUUUUUUCAUCUUGUUACUCCAUUUCUUGCUAAUCUUAUUUCUGCUUUUUAUAUUAUUUUUGGUACUGCAAGACAAAAAUCAAUAACUCGAACUAAACAAACUUAUACAAGACAUAUUAUUGAACAAUUUAAUGAACAUAAACAAUUAAUAAUUAGUCCUCUUAUUUUACUUCUACUUUCAAUGCCUCGAUUAAUUAUUUCAUUAAUAUCUGGAUGUGUCGAUGUUUCUAAUAAUCCAUGGUUAUAUCUUUCUGGUUAUUUUAUUUCAUUUACUCCAUCAAUGCUUAUUUUUAUUGUUUUUGUUUUUCCUUCAAAAUUAUAUAUGAAAAUAUUUAGAGAAUCAUUUCAAAGAUGGACACGAUCGACUUAUUCAUAA